Molecule: messenger RNA, 624 nt
Organism: Striga asiatica
Lineage: Eukaryota; Viridiplantae; Streptophyta; Magnoliopsida; Lamiales; Orobanchaceae
Source: the annotation of a GenBank genome assembly
AUGACUCGGAGCGAGUGGGAUAACGCGGGCGUGGCAUAUCGUAUUGCGGAAAUCGGGUGGCGGAACCCAGGGAGAGGCGGUGGUUUGGUUACGGUGGAGGAGAAGAGACGUUUCUGGAGGAGGGAGACGGUGGCUCCGGGUGAUCGGACGGUUAGGAUCGAUCGGGAGAUGGUGGCGGCCAUUGCUAGGUUAGGGCAGCGAGAGACGCCGAGGUGCGUGAGGGAGAGGCUUUUGCCGGUGGUGGUGUUCUUGUCGCCUUUGCCGGAGGUGAUGACCACGAUGCGUGGGGUCUCUCCGAAGUGCUGCGGCUUGCAGAUAUGCUGGAGGAGGAUUCAGAUUGGGGCAGCGGCUGCUAGGGUUUUGGGUUGUGCUGGAGGGCACGAAUUGAGGCGGCGGUGGCUAGGAUUUUGGUCGGCAUCUAGAGGGUUUUUUAGGGUUGAGGUGCGGCGGCGAUGGAUAGAGUUUUUGUCGUCCUCCAGAUGGGGGUUGAAGUGCGGCGGCAGCGGCAUACGAUUUUGGGUUGUGUUGGAGGAGGCUUGGAUUGGGGAGGUGGCUAGGGUUUUGGUCGGCUUUCUGAGGGAUUUUUUAGGGUUGAGCUGCGGUGGCGAAGGUUUGCUGUGGUGA